AUGGCUACCGUGAUAAAAACAGAAUGCAAGACCAUGGUAUGCAAGGCCCCAGACCGAUCUUGGUGGAAGGAGGCAGCAAUCUAUCAGAUUUAUCCAGCCUCAUUCAACGACAGUAACGACGAUGGUCUGGGUGACGUUCGCGGUAUCCUACAGAAAGUUGACUAUCUACACUCCCUCGGCGUGGACGCAGUAUGGCUGUGUCCCAUCUUCAAGUCACCUCAAAAAGAUAUGGGAUACGACAUCUCCGAUUACAGAAAUAUCCAUGAGCCAUAUGGCACCUUGAACGACGUGGAAGAGCUGACCACGGCGCUACACGGCCGUGGCAUGAAGUUGGUGAUGGAUCUGGUGGUCAAUCACACCUCCAAUCAACAUCCCUGGUUCAACGAGUCACAGUCGUCCCGCGAUAAUUCCAAGCACGAUUUUUACAUCUGGAAGGAACCCCGACUUGAAAACGGCAAGCGAGUACCACCAAAUAACUGGGGGUCCGCGUUCGGUGGCAGUGCUUGGACCUACAACGAGGCCAGAGAUCAAUACUACCUUGCGCUCUUUUCCCCCGAACAACCCGAUCUGAAUUGGGAUAAUCCAGAGGUGGUGAGUGAGGUACACGAGAUCAUGACGUUUUGGCUGGAGAAGGGCAUCGAUGGUUUCCGCAUGGAUGUCAUCAACCUAAUCAGCAAAGACCCCAGCCUCCCGGACGCGCCUAUCACACAGCCAGGCCGCGAGUUCCAGCCCGGGUACAUGCACUACGCGUACGGUCCACGCUUGAACGAGCACCUGCGCGGCCUACGCAAGGUCCUGGACCGAUAUGGCGCUUUUGCGGUUGGCGAGAUGCCCGACGUCAAGGAUGACAACCAAGUGGCCGCGGUAGUCUCUUCGGAACGCAAAGAGCUCAACAUGAUCUUCCAAUUCGACAUUGUAGAUAUGGACAUUGGUGACAACGGCCGGUUCUCCCCCCGCAAGUGGAGUCUUACCACAUUGAAGAAUAUUUCCAAUCGAUGGCAGACACUGAUGCAGAAUGUUGGCGGAUGGAAUGCACUGUUCCUCGAAAACCACGAUCAAGCUCGCUCUGUGUCCCGCUUCACCAAACAUCGGCCUGAGCACCGUACACUGGCUGCCAAAAUGCUGGCGACGUUCAUUGGCCUACAAUCAGGGACGCUGUAUGUAUAUCAGGGCCAAGAGCUCGGUAUGACCAGCCUACCCGAGGACUGGUCGCUAGACGAGUUCAAAGACUGUGAGUCUCUCAACCACCACACUGAAGCAUUGGAGUUUUUCAAAGGCGACGAAGAUGGCAUGCAAGGGUUCCUGCGUGAGAUUAGGAAGAAAGCCCGCGACAAUGCCCGCUCGCCUAUGCAGUGGAACGCGGAGCCGAACGCAGGUUUCAGCUCGGCGAAGCCAUGGAUGCGGGUCAACGACAAUUAUCCGCAAAUCAAUGCGGAGCAGCAGGAUGCUGAGGCCUCGAGUGUACUCAAUUUCUGGAGGCAGCUACUGAAGAUACGGAAGGAGCAUGUUGCCACCCUCGUUUAUGGUAAUUUCGAAAUGGUGCAGGAUGGUGAUGAGGCCGUUGUGUGUUUCAAGCGUGGUGGCGGAGAUUGUGCUGAUUCUUGGGUUGUGCUGAAUUUCACCGAUGAUGAGGUGGCAUGGAAGGCCCCCGAUAUGCUGUUGCAGGCUGUUGCUAGCAAAAGACAGAUUCUCGGGACUUAUGAGGAUCUUGUUCUGCUUGAAGGGGACAGGUUGAGAUUGAGGCCGUUCGAGGCGAGGGUGUUCAUCUAG
Exophiala bonariae is the source of this 1770-nucleotide messenger RNA. RefSeq lists its product as uncharacterized. Lineage: Eukaryota; Fungi; Ascomycota; Eurotiomycetes; Chaetothyriales; Herpotrichiellaceae. The transcript has a single exon. Gene Ontology annotation, biological process: sucrose catabolic process; maltose catabolic process. Gene Ontology annotation, molecular function: alpha-amylase activity; oligo-1,6-glucosidase activity; glucan 1,4-alpha-maltotriohydrolase activity. The coding region runs from base 1 to 1770 and encodes 589 amino acids. The record is from RefSeq and is a predicted model, not a curated record.